Fonsecaea monophora is the source of this 414-nucleotide messenger RNA. RefSeq lists its product as hypothetical. NCBI's taxonomy places the organism in Eukaryota, Fungi, Ascomycota, Eurotiomycetes, Chaetothyriales, Herpotrichiellaceae. The transcript has 2 exons. The record is from RefSeq and is a predicted model, not a curated record. The coding region runs from base 1 to 414 and encodes 137 amino acids.
AUGGCUCCUGCACCCAACUCUGUCGAUGACUUCACGUUCAUCAUGACAUGCCUCAAGCAUGCAGAUGGGAAGCCCAAGAUCAACUUUGAGGAGGUCGCAAAGGAGACGGGUGCGAAGGGCGAGAGCGCAUGCUAUCAUCGACACUGGCAAAUCAUGAAGAAAUGGGGUCUUGCGGGGACUCGUGGAAAGGGCCGUAAUCCAGCUUCAGCUGCGUCAACCAAGGCUACAGCAUCACGAAAGCGCAAGCCAAAGAAUGAGGCUGACAGUGAUGGAGGCCCACCCGCCAAGAAGGGCAAAUCCCCUCUGAGCAAGAAAGCCAUGCAGCCAAAGGUGGAGGAAACCGACUCUGAGGACGAAGAGAGUGAGGAAGAAAAGCAUAUUGUCGGUGCCAAAGUCGAAGAGGGGCUCGAAUAA